This is a messenger RNA of Perognathus longimembris pacificus (Pacific pocket mouse), 857 nucleotides long. It is a transcript of the gene Ift27, whose product is annotated as intraflagellar transport 27. Gene Ontology annotation, cellular component: Golgi apparatus. Gene Ontology annotation, biological process: intraciliary transport. The coding region runs from base 223 to 786 and encodes 187 amino acids. The record is from RefSeq and is a predicted model, not a curated record. NCBI's taxonomy places the organism in Eukaryota, Metazoa, Chordata, Mammalia, Rodentia, Heteromyidae. Gene Ontology annotation, molecular function: GTP binding; GTPase activity. The transcript has 7 exons.
CAAGCGUUGCCAAGCGAGCGUGUCCGGCGGGGCGCUUUGGGUCGCUGGGGCUGUGCGGUCGCUCGGGUUGUUCCUUUCCAGCUUCACAGUCGGUGGAGCCCCGGACCCCCCAGGGGGUUCGUUGUCCCCACGAUCGACCCGGGGGUUCUGCGUCCCCGCGGUGUCCAGCCUGCAGCGCCACCGCCGCCUGCCUCUCCCGGGUCCGGGUAGUGGCCCGUUGCCAUGGUGAAGCUGGCCGCCAAAUGCAUCCUGGCAGGAGACCCAACGGUGGGCAAGACCGCCCUGGCACAGAUCUUCCGCAGCGAUGGGGCGCACUUCCAGAAGAACUACACGCUGACCACAGGGGUGGAUCUGGUGGUGAAGACGGUGCCGGUUCCUGACACGGGUGACAGCGUGGAGCUCUUCAUAUUCGACUCCGCCGGCAAGGAGCUGUUUUCUGAAAUGCUGGACAAAUUGUGGGAGAACCCCAACGUCCUGUGCCUGGUCUACGACGUGACGAGCCAGGCGUCCUUCAGCAACUGCAGCAAAUGGCUGGAGAAGGUUCGGUCCCAGGUCCCGGGCAUCACACUCCCAGGUGUCUUGGUGGGGAACAAGACGGACCUGGCCUGCAGACGCGUGGUGGACGCAGAGCAGGCGCGGGCGUGGGCGCUGGGCCAAGGGCUGGAGUGGUUCGAGACGUCCGUGAAGGAGAUGAACAACUACGAAGCCCCAUUCCACUGCCUGGCCAAGCAGUUCCACCACUUGUACCGGGAGCGGGUGGACAGCUUCCACGCCCUGCUGGUGUGAGGGCACCGGCCUCCGCCGUGGGGACGCCCCGCCCCCCGACGGCUGCCCGGGCUCCGGGCCCCCACUCAGGC